GUGGUGGAAUGUGUCCCUGGCGCUGUGCUGUGAUGCUGUUGCCACUGACGCUGUCUGCAUGGUGAGUGCACAGCCCCUCUACCCUUACCUGGCUCGGAACUAGGAUGAACAAGACCGCUGCUGUUAAGGAGGGCGGUGACGGUGGCGACCAGCCCUGCAUUCGCCUGGAGCCCCUGAAGACCACGCACCUACCGGGCAAAGCGUCGCCGUCCCGCACGAAGAUCGACUCGGACAACCGCCCUUGUUACAGAGACACCAUCAGAGUAACGACCAAUGGGGUGCACGAUAUCGAAGACAGGAUUCUGAGGAUCACUGGGUACUACGGUUACUACCCGGGCUACUCCAGCCAUAGAAGAGAGGAGGGCUCUGAGUCUCACGCGGAGACGCCGGCCAGCGAGGCCACUGAGGAGCGCUCGCAGUGCCAUUCGUGCGCCAGCGCGGCGCUGAAGGUGCUGGGUGGGCUGCUGGUGGUCCUGUUCGUCUCCUCCUCCUGGGUGGGCACCACACAGGUGGUGCAGCUCACCUUCCAGUCUUUCUCCUGCCCCUUCUUCAUCACCUGGUUCAGCACCAACUGGAACAUCCUCUUCUUCCCCCUCUACUACUCCGGCCACCUGGUCACCACGCGAGAGAAGCAGACGCCCAUCCAGAAAUUCAGGGAGUGCAGCCGCAUAUUCGGGGAGGACGGGCUGACGCUGAAGCUGCUCCUGAAAAGGACGGCACCUUUCUCCAUCCUGUGGACUCUGACCAACUACCUGUACCUGCUGGCCCUGCGCAAGCUGACCGCCACCGAUGUCUCCGCCCUCUACUGCUGCCACAAAGCCUUUGUCUUCCUCCUGUCCUGGAUCGUCCUCAAGGACCGCUUCAUGGGAGUUCGGAUCGUGGCUGCAAUCAUGGCCAUCACAGGCAUUGUGAUGAUGGCCUACGCAGACGGCUUCCAUGGAGACUCCAUCAUAGGUGUGGCCCUGGCUGUGGGCUCCGCCUCCACAUCAGCUCUCUAUAAGGUGCUCUUUAAGAUGUUCCUCGGUAGUGCCAACCUGGGUGAGGCGGCACACUUCUUCUCCACGCUGGGCUUCUUCAACCUAAUCUUCAUCUCCUGCGUGCCCCUCAUCCUCUACUUCACCAAGGUUGAGCACUGGGGCUCGCUGUCUGCACUGCCCUGGGGCUACCUGUGUGGCGUGGCUGGACUCUGGCUGGCUUUCAACAUCCUGGUCAACGUGGGAGUGGUGCUCACCUACCCCAUCCUCAUCUCCAUCGGGACGCUCCUCAGCGUGCCAGGCAAUGCAGCCGUGGAUGUGCUGAAGCACGAGGUGAUCUUCAGCGUGGUGCGCCUGGCCGCCACCUGCAUCAUCUGCCUGGGCUUCCUGCUGCUGCUGCUGCCCGAGGAGUGGGACUCCGUCACGCUGCGCUUCCUGGCUGCCUUCGCCGACAAGAAGGGGGAGGAGCACGGGGAGGAGCUGACCGAGUCCAGCGUGAACACGCGCAGCCGCAGCCGGGCCAACGGCACCGUGUCCAUCCCUCUGGCAUGA
Messenger RNA from Megalops cyprinoides (Indo-Pacific tarpon), 1526 nucleotides. RefSeq names its product solute carrier family 35 member F4 (gene slc35f4). Gene Ontology annotation, cellular component: membrane. Gene Ontology annotation, molecular function: transmembrane transporter activity. The record is from RefSeq and is a predicted model, not a curated record. Lineage: Eukaryota; Metazoa; Chordata; Actinopteri; Elopiformes; Megalopidae. The transcript has 7 exons. The coding region runs from base 105 to 1526 and encodes 473 amino acids. Gene Ontology annotation, biological process: transmembrane transport.